AGUCAGUCAGUCGCCACCGCCCGCCGCAGCCGCCGCGAGUGUGAACGUACCCUUAAAAAAAGCUGACAUUCCGACCUUCAAUCUGUGCGAACGAGACGUCUAUAUCUGGUGUAUCGUAAAUAGGAUGUAAAGAGUAUUGCACGAGAAGGCAGCACAUGCGCCGCGACACCUUGUCAUGGCGUUCUGGAGAUAGUUCCAGGUGAUUUGAAGGCGGUGUUUGUGGGUGUAGGUGCCAGCGACGGUAUGCGCGUGGUGUUGGCAGCGCUGACGGCGCUGGCGGCGCGCACCCUUGCCGGUCCGCACGAGCACCGGGCGAGGCACCACGCGCCUGCGCCUCCGCAGCCCUACCACGGCCACGGCGAGGCCGUCCGAUACAACCCCGAACUCGAUACCAUUCUACCAAGACUUGAAGACCACGAAACUUCGUCUAAGCGCGCCAGUGAUGCGGAAACUUCGUCCAAGAGAACCAAGUAUGAGGAGAGAUUUUACUCUAAUCACGAACGAGCCGCGGAGCUCAUGGCCGACGAGCCGGUCUCAGAAAAAGGAGACGAAGAGGAUCCCCUAGUUAUUCGCACUAGGAAGGGAAAGGUGAGAGGAAUUACGCUGACUUCAGCAACUGGAAAGAAAGUCGAUGCAUGGUUUGGCAUCCCUUAUGCACAAAAACCUAUGGGCGAUUUGAGGUUCAGGCACCCGAGACCCGUCGAAGAUUGGGGCGAUGAAAUUCUUAACACAACAACACUGCCACAUUCCUGCGUCCAAAUAGUUGACACGGUAUUCGGUGACUUUCCCGGAGCCAUGAUGUGGAAUCCCAAUACAGAUAUGCAGGAAGAUUGUCUUUAUAUUAACAUAGUGACACCUCGACCACGUCCAAAGAAUGCUGCGGUUAUGUUAUGGGUAUUUGGAGGAGGCUUUUAUUCCGGUACAGCCACUUUAGAUGUUUACGACCCAAAAAUACUUGUUUCGGAAGAAAAAGUUGUGUAUGUGUCCAUGCAGUACAGAGUUGCAUCACUUGGAUUCCUGUUUUUCGAUACGGCCGACGUCCCUGGAAAUGCUGGGUUAUUUGAUCAGCUGAUGGCAUUGCAAUGGGUGAAAGAUAACAUUGGCUAUUUUGGAGGGAAUCCACACAACAUAACAUUAUUCGGUGAAUCAGCGGGAGCCGUGUCAGUGUCGUUACAUUUGCUGUCUCCCUUGUCGAGGAACCUGUUCUCUCAAGCUAUCAUGCAGUCUGGAGCCGCCACUGCUCCAUGGGCUAUAAUUUCGAGAGAAGAAAGUAUUCUGCGUGGCAUAAGAUUGGCUGAAGCUGUCCACUGUCCACAUUCAAGAUCGGAUUUGGCUCCUAUGAUAGAAUGCUUGCGAAAAAAGAAUGCGGAUGAAUUGGUUAAUAAUGAGUGGGGGACAUUGGGUAUAUGUGAAUUUCCGUUUGUUCCUAUCAUCGAUGGAUCGUUUCUGGAUGAGAUGCCGGUAAGGUCGUUAGCUCAUCAAAACUUUAAGAAAACAAAUAUUCUUAUGGGAUCCAAUACCGAAGAAGGAUAUUAUUUUAUACUCUAUUACCUAACUGAAUUGUUUCCAAAAGAGGAGAACGUUGGAAUUAGCCGGGAACAGUUUCUUCAAGCAGUGAGAGAACUCAAUCCGUAUGUUAACGACGUAGCAAGGCAGGCUAUCAUAUACGAGUACACUGAUUGGUUGAAUCCUGAAGAUCCGGUAAAGAAUCGCAACGCUCUCGACAAAAUGGUCGGAGACUAUCAUUUCACUUGUGGAGUAAACGAAUUUGCCCAUCGUUAUGCAGAAACUGGUAAUAAUGUUUACACUUAUUAUUACAAGCAUCGUAGUAAGAAUAACCCUUGGCCGUCCUGGACUGGUGUGAUGCAUGCUGACGAGAUAAACUAUGUGUUCGGGGAGCCUCUCAAUCCCGGGAAAAAUUAUUCGCCGGAAGAAGUCGAAUUCAGCAAACGCUUAAUGAGAUAUUGGGCAAACUUCGCUAGAUCUGGAAAUCCGUCUCUGAAUCCAAACGGCGAAAUGACGAAGAUACAUUGGCCGGUUCACACGGCCUUUGGACGGGAAUAUUUAUCACUGGCUGUGAACUCCAGUUCAGUUGGUCGUGGUCUACGCGUUAAACAGUGCGCUUUUUGGCAGAAACAUCUCCCCCAGUUAAUGGCUGCUACCAAUAAACCAGAGCCGCCGAAGAAUUGUACGAAUUCUGUUUCUUCUUUGUGGCCAUCUCGCAAAGCUCUCGGCUUCAACGUCAUAGCAACCGCUGCGCUUACAGGCACAGCACUGUUCAAAUACACCAUAUAAGUAACUUGUAUAGAAAACAAUUUUAGGAAUUUUGAUAGUUAUUUCGAAUUUAAUUUUAGCGAUUCUCCUAUUAAUAUAGUGUUAUCUGAUGUUCGUUGUUUUCGAUAAAAACACGUUUUGUAUAUUUUUAUUUCAAUAAAAAAAAAAAAAAACUAGUGUAUUUUUAGUUGUAAGCUAAAUGAAAGUGUUGAAUUGCGCUGAGUCCAUACCUAGAAAUACGCUGUAAGUUUCAUAUUAAAAAUUAAGCUACGUAAAAAAUAACUAUGUUAAUAUAAUUAUUGAAAGGAGUGAUGCCUCCAACAACAUAUCACUUGUUAUAAAAAUAUUAUAGAAUCUAUCUGUAGACGUAAUUUUGUCUUAGAAUUAUAAGUCUUAACAUAUCGGGAACGUCACGGGACAAUGCAGUUCAUAACGAACUGUAUUUUCAAGGUAACAAUGGACAAUUUCGCCUGAAUUUGUAUGAGGUCGGUGUGAAGGCUUAGAACUAUACUGUUAGCUUAAAAUUAUUCGCCUCACAUGCAAACAUAUCACGCAUAGCAUAGUAUAUUUUAAGUUAGUGAAUUGUAGUUCUAUAUAUAUAGACGACAUUGUUAUAAUUAAGACACCUUGAUAACUUGCCGCGGACCACAUCAGAAAAUUGGACGUGUAUAUGUUCAUGUAACUUUGCAAGAACCAGAAAGAUUUUGAUCACACCUUUCUAGAAUUAAUCAAUGAACUUCGUAAAGAAAUACGACGCUAAUUAUUAAUGACCAAAAACAAAAAUUAUCAAUUCGAAAAACAUUUGAUGACUUGAAAAUUCAGAUCAAUAAUUUUGAGGGAGGAUUCGGGAAUGUGGUUGCAUUCAAAAAGUCGAAAUUUUUAAUCGACCUUAUUUUAUGGAGAAUCGAUAGCCAAUAAAAAUGACGGAAUAGGUUGCAGUAAAUAUUUAGUCGCCAAUUUUGAUAGGUUGAACUUUUAAUAAAUUCCAAAUCAUAUUACGAACAAUGUGGACUGAGGAGAGGAGGAGGCAACUGAGGAGUGCACGUUUGGGAUGGUAUGGACAUGUGAUGAGACGGAAUGAAAAUGAGGUUGUUAAGAGAGUGUUAACUAUGAAUGUGGAAGGAUUUAGAGGAAGAGGUAGACCUAAGAAGAAAUGGAUGGAUUGUGUGAAAGACGAUAUGGGUAGGAGGGGAGUGAGCGAAGAAAUGGUAUAUGAUAGAAGAGUAUGGAAGGAGAAAACAUGUUGCGCCGACCCCAGGUGACUGGGAGAAGGGCAGGAUAAUGAUGAUUACGAACAAUGUGCAACCAAAUUUUGAAUGAAAUUGUGAUAGUCUACAUCAGUAAAGAGGGACGAGAAUCAGUAAAGCAUCAAUUUUACUCUCUUAUCCAGUUUUUGCUGUCUAAUUUUCAAUUUUUAAUAAUGGCUUACCAAUCAUUUUUGGUGAUUAAAAAUGGCGGCGUAAAGCAGCGCUAAAUUACAGUAAGCAAAUCGAAAUUGCUAUUUCAGCCAAGCGAAUAAAGUGGUUUAGCUUUCGAGUGGUAUUCGAAAUAAAACAAUAAAUUCUAAAGCCAGCUUUAGUAUUUAUUGUUUUUGUUUUCUUUACAAUACAAUAGUUUUUUAACAUAGUUGGAACAUGCAUGAAUUACGUGCGAUUAAUAUAUACAUAUUCAUUAUUGUAAAUAAUAUAAUUGAUGUUAGGACUAAAUGUAGUGACUCGUUGUGUCCGUUACAUCUCAAUUUAAUUAUGCUGAUUUACAGACCAAAUACAAAAUAAUAAUAGUGUUACGCGCUGCGGUUCGGGAUAAAUAAAUUCCUACCGAAUCACAAGUUCGAGUAGUAUCGCUUCGAGUACUUCCGAUUACUAACUGACUACGUGCCAUCCCUGAAACGAUUUUAUAGCCGAUACCACAUCCCUAGAAUUAUCGAGAAUAUUCCACACAUCUCCAGUAUUGUGUUUCCGCUAUCUGACAACAGAUGGCGUUGUACUUCUCGAGCGUUCUAGAUGCUACUAGAUCCUUCGAUAUUCGUUCGACUAUUCGGCGUUACUCUUACCGGCGUAACAAUAGAAAUACAAGAUAUUUUUAACUAACUACUUUUGCUCGUGUUGUCUAAAUAUUCUUAUUGGGUUUCCGGAGAUUCUUUCAGUCACUUAAUUAUUAACUCCGGAAUGAACUACUUAUUUGUGAUUGGCUGUGAUUCUGCAGCGCUUUGACGUGUCAAAUAAGCUUCCUUAAGUCGUUACCAGUAGGCGGUGGCUUGUUUGUGUACUGCCAUAGCCAAUCCGCUUCCCAUCAGGCAUGCUAUAAAUUUGGUUGCCUUCGACAUAAGCAAGUUUAGUGCUUUCAUAAAAUAUUUUGACGUUGAUAGGAGAAUUUAACAAAAACUUGUAUUUCCAAUAGUGAUUGACCGUGUAAGUCACGAGAUAUCUGAAGGACUAAAGGCAUGUGCAAGGAAUUAAAUGUUCGCUUUGUUUCCAUUGCGUCGGGUUGGUUUUAGUCUUGUUGUUGUGAGUUAGGAACGCCUGUUCACGAUUGACUUCCACGGUGAAGGAAUAACAUCGUGCAAUAAAAAUCAAACCCGCAAAAUUAUAAUUUGCAUAAUUACUGGUGGUAGGACCUCUUGUGAGUCCGCACGGGUAGGUACCACCGCCCCGCCUAUUUCUGCCGUGAAGCAGUAAUGCGUUUCGGUUUGAAGGGUGGGGCAGCCAUUGUGACUAUACUGAGACCUUAGAAUUAUAUCUCAAGGUGUGUGGCGUAUUUACGUUGUAGAUGUCUAUGGGCUCCAGUAACCACUUAACACCAGGUGGGAUUUGAGUUCGUCCACACAUCUAAGAAAAAAAAAUACUAUGAAUACAUCGCUGGCUCUAAGUUUUUGUGUAAUGCCUUACUAUCCUAUGCUAUGAUUUGUGCGUUUCUUAAUUGAUAUAGCUAAAUAACACACUAUAUACUAUACUAGCGACCCGCCCUCGCUUCGCUUCGGAAACUGUAAUUUAUUAUUGAUUUCUCCACUAUUUAAUGGAUAGUAUUAUACAUAUAAACGUUUCUGUUCAAUCACUCUAUCUAUUAAAAAAUACCGCAUCAAAAUCCGGUGCGUAGUUUUAAAGAUUUAAGCAUACAUAGGGAUAUAGGGACAGAGAAAGCAACUUUGUUUUAUAUUAUGUAGUAAUAACACAGGUAUUUCUUACUUACCUAUGUAGAGCAUAUAAGGGAAUUAAUUAUAAAUAAACAAUAACAUGAACAGCGUUUGUUUAUUGCUUACUUUGUGUCAGCAUAAUUGAAUCGAUAUUUAACUAUUUCAAGGUCAACGUAACGAGUGCCUAAUUCGAAAAAUACUAAUCAGAAUAUAAUGUAUUAUGAAGAUAAAUCUGUUGUGAAAGACGAUACCUUACGAUAAUAGUCGCAUUAUGAAUAAAUAAUUUUUAAUAUAUGUAUGUAUGUAUGUAGGUGUUUAAUGAGAGCUUUUCGUCGUUUCGUAUUAGACAUGUUCUAUAAGUGACAUUGAAUUAGACAUUUGAUUAAUGGUACAUACAUAAAUGUUCCAUACAUAUGCUUUUCUGGUGGUAGGAACCUAUUGUGAGUCCGCGCGGGUAGGUACCACCGCCCUGCCUAUUUCUGCCGUGAAGCAGUAAUCCGUUUCGGUUUGAAGGGUGGGGCAGCCGUUGUAACUAUACUUGAUACCUUAGAACUUAUAUCUCAAGGUGGGUGGCGCAUUUACGUCGUAGAAGUCUAUGGGCUCCAGUAACCACUUAACAUCAGGUGGGCUGUGAGCUCGUCCAACCAUCUAGCAAUAAAAAAAAAAAGUAGAUAUAUUUAUUUAUGUUCGUCUUAAUUGUCUAUUUGUUGUCUGAAUAGCUCUAUGUAUUUCUCUAUCUCGCUACUACGGCUACUUAAAUAGAAAAGAUGAAAUUUAAUAAAACUUGAAUCGUUCUAACUUUUUUUUGAAGAUAAGUUUGCAUAUAUACAAGUUCCGAACAUCAACAUUCAGGACCGUUGGUCUAAUUAGCAUAAUCGACCAUCCGCUCGGUGGAAGAUCUACUGAAAAAAAAACUAGGAAAAGAAGAAAAAAAAACAUAGCAUUACUGUUUUGUUUUAUUGCAAGUCUCGUAAUAAAUCAUGAUUUCGGCUGACUUCUCAUAUGAUGCCGUGACGUGGCCGUCACCUCCCCGAACAUUGCUUGAUUAAUAAAUGACUGUAUAUAUAAUAAUAAUAAAAACAUUAUUUUGUAUUAAGUUCGAUAUAUGAACUCAUAGACCCCCUCUAAUCCCUAGUGAAGUAGUCACCUAAACAGCCUUAUAGAUCAAAAAGUGUAUUACAGUGCCCAACCAAAGGAUAUUACGGCCGUCUUAACUUACUUAACGGCCGUCUGGUGUAGUGGUAAGUGACAGGGUUACUACACAAGGGGGUCGCGGGUUCGAAUCCCGCCAAGGGAAGAUAUUUGUAUGAUAAAUAUAAAUGUCUUUUCCAGGGUUAUGGAUGUGUAUUAAAUAUAUGUAUGUGUAUAAAAAAAAUCUUACAUUUAUAUCCGAUAUCUGGUACCUGUAACACAAGUUCUUUACGAACUUAUCACGGGACCAGUUAACGUGGCGUGAUUGUUAGUAAAUCCAGCAUCUCGUUUUUACCAUCGCACCGCCCGCCACCGGAGUAGAGUUCAUCCAUACUACCUGGAGCCACUGCGGUCAUCCACAGUGCGUUUCCAGAGAUCUUUUUUGCCACGUACCAUCCGGCUAUGGAAUGAGCUCCCCUCCACGGUGUUUCCCGAGCGCUAUGACAUGUCCUUCUUCAAACGAGGCUUAUGGAGAGUAUUAAGCGGUAGGCAGCGGCUUGGCUCUGCCCCUGGCAUUGCUGAAGUCCAUGGGCGACGGUAACCACUCACCAUCAGGUGGGCCGUAUGCCCGUCUGCCUACAAAGGCAAUAAAAAAAAAAAAAAAUUAUUUAUUUAUUUAUUAGGCGGAAAUCUCAUUAGCUUUGUUAUAUUUGUCAUAAUUAUCAAUAGUACCUACCUACACAUAGUUAUGUAUGAACUGUCAUCAAUCCAAUGAUAAUAUAAUACGAGAUAUAAUGCAGACUUCGACCCAUGUUAUCAAGGUCGAUAGCGGAAUUCACCUUGAGCUUUUACUGGUGGUAGGACCUCUUGUGAGUCCGCAUGGAUACCACCGCCCUGCAUAUUUCUGCGGUCAAGCAGUAAUGCGUUUCGAUUUGAAGGGCGGGGCAGCCGUUGUAACUAUACUGACACCUUAGAACUUAUAUCUCAAGGUGGGUGGCGCACUUACGUUGUAUAUGUCUAUGCGCUCCAGUAACCAUUUAACACCAGGUGGGCUGUGAGCUCGUCCACCCAUCUAAGCGUUACAACAAAAGGCUGUCUGCGGACUCUGGUUUGCCUAUUCAAGGCCAUAAACCUGAAAUAAGGUGUUGUCGCCCACCGUACUCACGUGUGUCAGCUGAUUCCAGUCAACCGGAUCCUUAAAAAUCAUUUGUAUUCAUUUUAAAACUCUAAUGCUGGUAGCGAGAGUUUUUUUUUCUUUCUCACCGUAUCACAGGUGCUUACUGUUAUAUGCGUUUUUAUUUCAGUAUCAUAUCGACGCUUGUAAGGCAAACGCGACUAAGCGACAAUGCGUGAACUUUACAGUAGACUAAUUUAAAGUUGAAAUACCUGAAAAAAAAUCUAUUUUAACGAAUCUAGCUGUAGGAUUGAAAUGAUUUUAAUAGACCUAUAUAAAUAUUUUUUUGUUCCGCAUCGAAUAUGGUUAUUGCCUAUCAUUUAUGUAUAAAGCAGUUAUUGUCGCUUAGUCACGUUUGCCUUUCAAGCGUCGAUAUAGAUUACUACAUUACUAUUUCCCCCGAGUGGAGGAAGAGUUGGAGUCGAGUUAAGGAUUAGCCACGGUUACUUUUCAGCAAUUUUAAAUCACACGUUAAAGUGGAUGGUGGAACAGAUUGUUUCGCUACGAUCUUCGCGGGGAGCGCAUUUCUCAAAUGUCUAUUUGAUUGUAUGCAACAAUGUAUUGCGUAAACUCUGUUCGCUGUUAGUAAACGUAAUAUAGAUAUCUCUGUAUUUAUAUAGUAACUAAAUCGUAAUUAAAAAAAAUAUAAUUAAAGUGACACAAUUAGAAAUUGAAUUGUGUUUAGUAUACUUUGAGUUUUGCACGAGAUGGUCUCGUCAAAUAUUAUAAAAUCCCCCACUAUUUUCAACCGCUAUUUUAAUUCAAAGUGCGUUACAAAAGUUUGUUUUUUUUCAACCGGCUUUUUGUUUACAUAUGUAUUUUUUUUAAUGGAUUUUACGACCUGGUAACUAAGACCUUUAAGUCAUGUCUUAUUUUAAUUUAUAUACAUAUGAAUGAUCCUUCACAUUGUUUCCCGAGUACUGUAACAUGACCUCCUUGAAGCAUAAACACGUUAGGUCUUGUACGAUUUCCCUACGAUUGUAUUAUAAGAUAGUAUUUGUGUUGUGUCAUUUUAAUUCUGAACGUGCGAAAUAUUUGAUGUUACACUGACUACGCUUAUAAUGAACCUGCGUAUUUGAACCUAUAUAGUGCCUCUUGUUCACUUUUAUAUAUAUUGAUAUUAAACACUAAAUAUAGGUGAUAGUGUGUAGUGUUGCUGUAUUAUUGAUGCACUGUUUUUUAGAUAAAAAUUUUUUUAUCUGUAUUUAUUGUUUUUUUUUAAUCGAAAUUCGAAUAUCGUCGCUGUCAAAUCAAAAUCUGCUAUGUGCAAAAACUCUAUUUUGAAUUAACGAGUAAAAAAAUUUUCGUAUAAAAUUUUAUAUGAAGGUGAAUUUUUAAGAACCAUAUCAAAUGAAAGCUAUAGAUAAAUGUUAAAGCUAUAGACACAUAACAUUUUUUUUUAUACGGUAGAUAGGGCUGUGAACUAUACGAAAAGGUCAAAAAGUAAAAAUCUCAAAAAGUGCAUUAAGCAGAUUUUGGUUUGACAACGACGAUAUGACGGUUUUUUAUUACGUUCACUACUUCCGUGAUAUGUGUGAUUGCGGCCACAGAUAUGUAUCCGUGCAAUACCUAAAGAGCAUCGUCGAGAUCAGUAAUAAAGUUUGGCUGAGAUUCAAACGAUUUAAGACCAAAUAAGACCCGCAUUAUACGGUAACUGUGUAUGUUUUUCUGACAUUUUCUCGGGAUAAUUUGUUUGAAAACAGUUUUUGAUGUGACUGUAUCCUGAACAAUGAAAAGAAUCAUAUUCUGACAUCAGUGCAUCUGGAAUCUUCGAGAAUUACGAUGCAAAAAGGUCAAUGUAUUCAAAUUAAGAAUAAAAAUAAAACAUUUAGUGAAAGAUCUCUCGAUUCCAUUUGCAUGACGUCAAUUUGAUACUCCGAAAAUUAAACAAUCGUAAAGAUAAUUCGUGAAAGCGUUUUCAAUCAAACUAUAAUAUUUAUAUUAUAUAAAAUUGUAAACAAAUUCUUCUUAUGUAAAUUUAUUUUUCUAUUUUCAAAUUAUUCGAACGUAAGAAUCUUAUGGAAAUUUAAAACAUUAUCUUCUUUUUACGUAUGUUCUUAUCUAUGUUAUUCAAAUGUACAGAUCAACUUAUGUUGGAUUCGUGUUUGUUAUUCAAAUUCGAUAUUAGAGAUUUCAUAGUGCCAAAUGAAUUGGUCAAGACGGUGACCACAAUAAUAAUAUAAUCUUCCAUGUUCUUAACAUAGCUUCAAAUUUUAACAUUAAUCAAAAUAUCUUUGGAAUUUCUUUGUCUAGAAUAGGAAAGCUAUAAAACUAGAUCAAUUUUAUCUCAGCUUCGUGGUCAUCAACACUUCUGGAUUGUACAAAAGUAAAUCUAAUAUAUUGUUAACCAAGGCUUAAUAUCGUGUGUACUAAAACUGAAGUAAUCCACUGUGUCUUAAAGAAAUCGGCGUAAAAAUUUUGCUGUUAGCGAUUACGUAACUCGGUUGUCGAAAUUCGACUAUAACUAAUUGAAAUUAUAAGUUUGAACAUUAUCAUGGUUCUAUUGUCAAAGACUAUUAUUUUAUUUCCUAUAAUCACAGAUUUCGCCAAGACUAUAUUAUAGACAAAUAAUAUUAAAGACAAACAAUAUUAAUCUAUUCUCAAUUUGACCACAGCCUUUAGGCAAUAACAAAAGUUUGACAAUUAACGAAGAGUAUGUAUGCGCGUGCGUGUGUGUGUCAUAUUUCUUUUGUUGAUUUAAUGUAUUUUUGUUAUGGUUAUGGAACAUUAUUAUGGUUUUAUUGUCACAUUUCUAUAAUCAUCAUUGUUCUAUAAUCACAGAUUUCGCCAAUAUAGACUAUAAUAUUAAAGAUAAAUAUAAUUAAUCUAUUCUCAAUUUGAUCACAUACUUUAACAAUAAACAAAAGAGUAUAUACGCGUUCGUGUGUGUGUGUGUGUGUGUGUGUGUGUGUGUGUGUGUGUGUGUGUGUGUGUGUGUGUGUGUGUGUGUGUGUGUGUGUGUGUGUGUGUGUGUGUCAAGUAACACCAGUAACAAAAAAAAAAACUUGGGUAUGCACUCAUGAAAAAGCAGAAGUAAUCUCAACACUAGGGAAUUUGCUAUAAAGCUUAAGGCACAAUUGAUUGAGUGUAAUUUAAAUUUGUAUCAUUAGCAGAGCGUAUGGGUGAAUUUGGUGUAUGGUGUAUUGUGAACCCGAACUGGAUAGACUAUUGCCUUCCGUAUUGAGUGCCUGUCCUUCGCAGCGGUUAUCUUGUGAGGAGAUUCGCCCCAAUCCCAAAAAAGGCACUUUGCUGCCUAUUUCGGAAGCGAAGUUUUAAUACCUCUUAGUUUUUAAAAUGUUCCAAAGAUAUUUUGAUUUAUGUAAAGCUGGACAAAAUGGCUGGUAGUAAUAUUACAUUCCAUGCCAUGGAACCCUCAAAAUAUUGAAAUGAUGUUGUAUGAAGCUUGAAAAUGUAAAGUUUUUGUGGACGUAUAUUUUUUGUUUCCAACGUUUUUACUUUUAAUUUAACUUAAAAUAUAUAUUAAACACACAAAAGUUUGUUUAUGUUUUUGGACCAGAACAAGAUUUAUAUGUUUGCGUAUUAGUGAUUCGUUCCGUUGAUAAAACUCAAAGAGCAAUUAUGUCUUUAUUUUUCUUUAAUCAUAUCUUAAUGUCUAAUUUAUUGACGUAUAAAGAAAUACUCACCACACAAAAACGACAUGUUUGUUUUAUAAUUGAUGAUUUUUUUGAAGAUAAAUAUUUUGUUAUAUUGUGUUUAUUUAAUAUGGUAUAAUUUAAUCAAGAAACAAUUAAAAGGGUUUGAUACAAAUGGUUUCUGUAGGAAUACUUGAUAUUUUCUUCCUGGAAUAACAUAAAUGGUAUUUUAAAUAUUUUCGAUUGAAUUAUAUGAAACCAAUCGAAGGCGGAUGUUUGACAAUGGAUUAGUUAAUGUGUAAUUUUUUUUAUAACUUUCUUAAACAAAUCAAAUUAAUGAGAUUGCUAAAAAGCUGCUAUCUCUUCUUAUAAAAAGAGUUGUUCGGUCGAUAGCUCACGAUUUUAUGUAUUUUAUAUGAUCUUGUUAAUUGAAAAUAAUCAAUACGGAGAGAAUUAAGAGAAAAUCGGCUUUUAGCAAUUACAGAUUUGAAUGUUGCUUACAGAUCCCAAACUACAUCUUAUUGUAUUGUCUUCAAAUUUUUCAAACAAGAAAACGAGGUUACAAAUUAACGCCGCGAUGCUUAAGUCGAACAAAAGCAAAAAAAAGAAGGAAGUUUAUUCAAGAUUUAAUAAAACCGAACUCAUUUCUCAAGUUAACGUGAAAUAGAACAAUAACACAAAAUUAUUCAUAAAUCUUCAAAUUAAAAACAAAAACCUCGAGUCUUUGGAUAUAUACGCCUUCGAUUCCUAAUGGCCUAAAUGACCGCAUUACGGGCCUAUUUAUUCAUUGUGUUGUUAAUUUAUUGUUGUACCUGUUUUCGAAUAAUCGUUCGGCUAUGAUAGUGCUACUGCGAUAUGAAUGUUCGCGAAAAACUUUGUGUUUCUUUAUAAAAAUAAACGCUUGUAUAUAUAUAUAUAUA
Molecule: messenger RNA, 12225 nt
Organism: Bombyx mori (domestic silkworm)
Lineage: Eukaryota; Metazoa; Arthropoda; Insecta; Lepidoptera; Bombycidae
Gene: ace1
Product: acetylcholinesterase type 1
Exons: 5
Coding region: 244-2295 (683 amino acids)
Biological process (GO): choline metabolic process; acetylcholine catabolic process
Cellular component (GO): plasma membrane
Molecular function (GO): acetylcholinesterase activity
Source: RefSeq, a predicted model, not a curated record